Molecule: messenger RNA, 4092 nt
Organism: Aureococcus anophagefferens
Lineage: Eukaryota; Pelagophyceae; Pelagomonadales; Pelagomonadaceae
Exons: 9
Coding region: 6-3881 (1291 amino acids)
Molecular function (GO): protein binding; DNA binding
Source: RefSeq, a predicted model, not a curated record
UGCAGAUGGCACCCGCAAAGUGUAUCGAUAAGAACGAUGAUGACGUACCGGUGUCCAUUUUGCGCGUACGAACGGUGGGACCAGAUUCGCGAUUGCGCCGAGCAUCUAAAAAGCGGGGCUUGAGUAUUACGGAUCCGUCGCGAACUGUCAAGCGGGCAGCGGUGGGGUAUAAAGCCGCGAAGGAAGGCGCGGAGUUCAUCAAAGCUGAGAUAAAAGGGCAACAAAAUAUGCGUAAUCGAGCACCUGUUGCGCGGCAAUGCGCAGAAUAUGUCCUAGAACAGAUUCAAGCAGUGCCUGAUCAUGUUUGGUUUGCAGAGCCCGUGGAUCUAGAGCGCGAUGGAUGUCCAGAUUAUCUAGAAAUUAUUCAUCAUCCCUUGGAUUUGAAAAUAAUACAGUCGCGCAUGACUGAAGGGCGAUAUGAUGCUCCCGAAUCGUUCUAUGCCAAAUUUGUCAGCGAUAUUAGGCGCAUAUUUGAUAAUGCCACUGCAUACAACUAUGAUGCUGAUCAUGUGGUACAUCUUGGAGCUAAACGAUGCUUGGGAAUUUUAGAGAUUAUAUUACGCACUGCAAGUGACGCUCUUGCAGCCGCGAUCACUGCAAAAGAGACGAGUGGCGAGGCAGCUGGUCAACACGCAGAACGAAGUGGACGGCGAGCUGUACCCUGUGCUUCGAAAAAGAUCAAGAUCAGAGCGUUACUCUCCGGUAUGGCAGCUGGCGGCGAUCUCAUCGCACUCGUGCAAAAUGUCUGCGGUUCGUUCAAGGCGGUUCCCUCAGCAAUAAUACCAACUGGGGUCCUAGGAUUAUCACAGCCGCACAAGGAUACUUCUAAACUGCCUGCUAAUACCUCAUUGCAACUGACUGAAAAGAGGCCACCCAAGGUUGCACGUCUGCGCAAAGAUGCAAGUGAAGCGGAGCGUAUUGCAGCUAUGCUCGUAGCACUUUCGGAAUAUAUUUCUUCCUGUGGCGGCGACGGCAAUCACGUGCUCUCAACAUUCUCUGCAACAAUAGAAGUCCGCAAGGAAGGUAGCACAGCCGGAACCUCAGACAUAUACUAUUACGAUGACAGUGGUCGGCGCUUCCGCAGCCGUGCGGAAGUUGCGCGGGCGCUUGGCCUAGUGCCUCUUACUGGGGGUCCAGGCAGGAAACCUCGGAGUGGAGACAUCGACCGCAGAUGUCUCAAAAUGACUGAGGCCUCUCGUCAGCGUGCCAAACGCCUCGAACUAAAGCUUGAGAAGGCUCUUGACAAAUAUGCUAGGCGCAUGGAGGCUUUUCAACGUGAUCGUAGGGUUGACGACUCCAUUCUCGACAGCGGUGCCGCCCCCGACCUCGAAAUGCUGGGGCGUCCCAUCGACUAUGCUGAAAUCGACAGUUUCUUAUCAGUCAAAGCAGGUGAUUUUUCUAACAUUCUAGCGACCUGGCAUUUUCUCAAUGCUUUUUCGAUCGAGCUUGGCAUUGGGAUUAGUCACAACGAGAUAUAUGACGACAAGAGUAGCGAUGACUGUGAUGAAGUAUUUGAUACACUUGGCGCCAUGCGACCGCACAAAGUGAUCGUGCCAUCCUUCGUGCUGGACCCAUGGAGUUGGCUCGACGCAUCCUCCACAAUGCCCCCAUGCAGAAUUCAAGUCUCGAUACGCCACGAUAAUGGAUUUCUGCGCAGAGUCCACUGCGCAAUUAUACGCUUGCUUCUGAGCGAUCCCACCGCAAACCUCUGGUGGCCAAAUAGCGCAACAGAUGAUCAGAGAGCCCCUGUUGUCCUAACUGUACAACCUCCAGCUGCACCAUCUGAGGUGGCAUCGAGGCGCCUUAGUGUUAUGGCAGCGCGUGUCAAGCUGGACACCGAGGCUGUCCUCAAGUGUGAUGCAGACGAGCCGGAGAAAAUUACUAAACGCUGGCUUGAAAUGCUCGAGGGGAUUCGCCACCUGAAGACCAACUCCGGAAACCCCAUCCGCGACGGGAUUCUCGCAAGAGACCGCGAUGCAAGGAAUCAAGCUGUUCUUGAAACCACGACUAAUGCAGCCGUCAAGCAUUUCCUUAGGCGAUGCCUUACCUGGUGGCGAUGCAAUGCUGCCGGUACCACAAAGCAUGGUGCACUGCAAGUCCUUGAUCUCAUGCGCAUUCAGAAACCUGCGCUCCUCAAUGUUCAUCCGUACCCAACUUCCUCAAACUGCAAAAGUUUUACUGAGGUAGCUACACCUACGACCACAGCGGCAGUUUCGUCAUCAGUUUCGCACUGCUUCGACGAACAUAGUGCACAGGAUGAAGACACCUGGAAUUUUACAUCACAAGUGUGUGGAAGGUAUGUAUUGCUUCCAUUUGGCGGUGAUACCGGAGUUGUUGUGGCCACUCGUGAAUCAAAUGCAAAGAUUCUCGUUGACCGGGGGGCACGAUGUGGAAGUAUUGUUGUCGAGACUCUCGGAAAUCUUUCAAUGGCGGAGCCACGUCUCUCCGCCCAGAUGGCGACACGCUUCUUGAAGGCUCGUGCAUUGCAUGCCGACGUGGCCAUACGGCCUCUAAAACCUCAUACAGGGUGCUGGGAUGCAUGCGCAUCUGCUAUUGCUGUGCGCCUUGCCGUCCAAGACGACGCAGUGCGGUCUUCCAGCGUCAAAGGCCCUGGUGCCAUCGACACCCAUGAUAUUGCAGCCGUGCGAGACAGAACUAUCGGUGAUGUCCAUCACAAACUUUCCGAGCCCUUCGCAUGGUGUGAUACUGACACGCUUAGUGUUGACCCACUUGUAGCUGCCACGGACAAGCUACGUUGCGGUGGCACAUAUGACUGCCUUGCUGUUUUUGAGCGCGCCGCUUUACUUGAUGCACUGAUACGUGGAGCGAUGCGGUUGGUGUCUAUAGCUAGCACAUGCGAUGCACGCGUUGAAUCUUGGAAGAUGAGGGAGCGCAAUAUGACCGAAGCUCGAGAGUCAACCAAAGAGACAAAACUGAAACGACGCGAUUUCCACGAAAGUAAAGCACGCUCGGAGCUCGAAGCUCGUGCACGCUUGAGUGCGGAAGAUCGCCGAAAAGAAAGCGGACAAAAUUGGAACCCUGGAUCCAGUGAACCGAAUGUGCAGAGCCAUGCCGUCGACCAUCUCGCUGUUGCUCGAGCUGAAAUCUGUAGUGACGAUAAAGUGCGACGUCGCACAGAGCAAUUAGCUGAUGCAUGCGCAUGCGGUUGUGGUCCGCAUGAAGAGCUCAUCCUAUGCAGUCACGAUCAUGUUCGUAAUCGCGAAGCAACCAUGGCUGCAAUGAGCGACUGUGAGGCAUCAGCUCUGUUUGCUGACCGCGUUUCUAUCGAUAACGAUGCUGCCAUUGCACAUCUUUAUGCACGUCAAGCUCGAGACAAUCUCCACGCCCUCCGUCGGCAUGCUCUCGAGAGCCUUGAGCAUGUACUUGAUGUUACUGAAGUAUCUCGACGCAACAAAUUGGUCAUUGAGGCUGGUAUUCAACGCUGUGAAGAUGCUCAGUUUGCCAGUAAAUUUCCAAGCGAAAGUAAUUCUCAAGCUAGCCGCUGGGUCCUUGAUCUCCUCAGAAAAGGUUACCUCACGCUACGUGACGUUCGCGAUGCACUCACCAACGAAUGCGCCGAAAAGCGAGCCAGGAUCGAGAUCUUGAAUAUGUCUCAAAUUCGAGGAUGUGUUCUCGGGGUUGACCGACUUCGACGUACGUAUGUGUCCCUCGAGUGUGGACUCGACCACGAUGCUCGUGUCUGGUGUCUCCCAAGGCAACAAGGCUUUGGACCGUGGUACCAGAUCGAAGGAUCUGCCAACCUCCAAUCUUUACAGUCUCGCCUGGGUGCUCGUGGGGCUCGUGAGUCUCUCCUUCAAGCUGAGCUCGCGGUAUUCGACUUUGGCGCCCUUCAAGUACCGAAUUCACCCAUGUCAAAUUAGGCCCAGUAGGAGAUUAUUCUGCUAUUCCAAAAUGACACGCUAAGGCCAGGUGCCGCCGAACGCAGCGGCCGAACGCGGGAAAUACGACGCUUUCUAGUUUGGGGCCCCCAGCCGCCGGCCCUAUUGUCGGGGGCGUUGCCCUGGGUAGCGAGCGCUGGUAGCGAGAUAGUGGACCCGUGGAUAGUAACAUAUCCCGCCGGCGGGAUAUGUU